Molecule: messenger RNA, 1764 nt
Organism: Melanaphis sacchari
Lineage: Eukaryota; Metazoa; Arthropoda; Insecta; Hemiptera; Aphididae
Source: RefSeq, a predicted model, not a curated record
AUGUCACUCGUGACUCGGAAGGGGGUUUACCCGUACGAGUACACGGAUGGAUGGAAGCGGUUAGAUGAAGUAAGACUACCUAGGAAGAAAGAAUUUUAUAGCACGUUAAAUGAGUCGGGAAUAAAGGAAGAGGAAUAUGAUCACGCGAAGGAGGUCUGGGACCACUUCGGUUGUAAGACGUUGGGCGAGUACAGUGAUUUGUAUUUGAAAAUCAACGUUUUGUUGUUGGCAGACUUCUUUGAGAAUUUUCGCGAUGUCUGUAUGAAAACGUAUAACCUUGAUGCCGCUUACUACUUUACCGUACCUGGGCUGAGCUUUGACGCAAUGAUGAAAUUUACAGGUCAAAAGUUGCAGCUGUUGACUGAUUAUGAUAUGUUAUUGAUGUUUGAGGAUGGUAUUCGUGGUGGAUUGGUACAGGCAAGCAUGAGGUACGCGAAGGCGAAUAAUAUAAAGACCCCAGACUAUGACAAGACUAAGGAUAAAUCUUGGUUGAUAUAUCAAGACUGUAAUAAUCUCUAUGGUUGGGCUAUGAGUCAGUACAUGCCAUACGGUAACUUCAACUGGGUUGAAUCCAACCUGAACGGACUGAGCGAGAUGUCACCAACGUCAGAUAAAGGACGAGUAUACGAAGUCGAUAUCUCAUACCCACAACACUUACACGAUCAUGAUAACGAUCUACCUUUCCUACCACAAAACGGUAUACCACCAGGUUCGAAGGUAAAAAAAUUGAUGGCAACGUUUCAGCAGAAGAGGAAUUAUAUUAUUCAUUAUAGGAACCUGCAGCAGGCAAUUGAAAAUGGGUUGAUAGUUGAUAAAGUACAUAGAGUUUUAGAGUUCAGUCAGUCUGCAUGGUUAGCAGAUUACAUUAACUUAAACACUGAAAUGAGAAAGAAGGCAAAUAAUGACUUUGAGAAGGACUUUUUCAAAUUAAUGAACAACGCAGUAUUUGGGAAGACUAUGCAAUCGAAAAGGAAAGAAAUGAAGAUGGAGUUAGUGUCAUGUGAGAGACGAUUACAAAGACUUAUUAAUAAAACGACAUUUAAGCAUACGACUAGGUAUAGUGAAAACCUGAAUGCGGUCGCACUGGAAAACAAAAUAAUAAAAUUUGAUAAACAUAUCUAUAUUGGAUUUGCUGUACUUGACAUCUCCAAGACGAUGAUGUACGAUUAUCAUUAUAAUGUUAUGAAAAAACAUUAUACUAAUAAUAUCAAGCUUAUGUAUACUGACACAGAUUCAUUGAUAUACCUUAUUAAAACCGAUGAUUUUUAUAAAGACUUACUUGACAACUCCAACUUGAUGGAUAGACUGGAUACGGCGGACUUACCUCCUAUCCACCUGUGCUACACUACAGCUAGGAAAAAGGUGCCAGGCUUUUUCUCAGACGAGGUAAAAGGACAUACGAUGACCGAGUUUUGCGCACUACGUGCAAAAUCAUACGCGUACAACAUAAAUGCAGGAGAAGAGGAUGCGGUGAGAGAUAAGGACGAUAAGGAUAAAGUUGGUGGAGAAAAUAUCAAGGCUAAGGGGGUAAGACAGCAUGUGGUUAAAAACCAUAUGACGUUGGAGGAACAUAGAAGGUGUUUGUUUGAUGAAGGUAGAGUGGAGGCAUAUAAAAUAUUAGAUAAUAUAUCAAUCAGAUCGUUCAAACACCAGCUCAUGACAAUAAAAACAAAAAAGUUAACAUACAACAAUUAUGACGACAAGCGAGUGGUAUUGAUUGAUAAAAUACAUACCUUAGCUCAUGGACAUUACAGUAUAGAGUAA